AUGCUAUAUUCCUUGUACAGCUCACGUCGGGCUCUAACUGCCCAGUCACUUGUCUUGUCAGUCCUCGCCCUUCUCGCACUCUCACAUGCAGCAGUGCUCAACCAGACACUGGCCCAAAAUGGCGACGGCCCAUUCAAGUACUACCGCAUCACUUCUCUGGCGAGCCUAGGCAAUGGUAUUGUACUGGCCUCUUUCGACGGGCGCCCAGAUGGCGCAGACGCCCCGUCGCCGAAUUCAAUUCUCCAGCGACGCAGCACAGACAAUGGCGAGAGCUGGGGGUCUCUGACCUACAUUGCGCAAGGCCGGCCUGGUUCAGAAGGGGUCCAGAAGUACGGAUUCAGUGAUCCAAGCUACGUGAUUGAUAGCGGCAGGGAGACAGUAUUCAACUUACACGUCUUCUCGAAAGAUCAAGGCUUCUCAGGAAGUGUCCUCGGCAAUAACGACACAGAUGUUGAUGUGCUGAGCGCCGAGGUGUCUGUGUCCACCGAUGCAGGACUCAGCUGGACGACUGACCCUGAUAAUCAGCCUGACCUGCCCCCGGUGGCGUCCGGCAAGGAGGGGGCCCCGCCGCUGAUUACAACCGCUAUCAAGCCAGUAGGUGCCACAGUCGAUGGUGUUGAUAAUGUUGGCGGGGUGCUGGGAGCAUUUGCCACUUCUGGACAAGGCAUCCAGCUCAAAUACGGGAAAUAUGCUGGACGACUGGUCCAACCGUUUGUUGGCAGCGUGGUUCAGCGCGAUGGGUCGACGGCGUCUCAGGCGUAUAGUGUCUACAGCGACGACAGUGGCAGUACAUGGCAGAUGGGCACACCUGUCGGUACCGGCAUGGAUGAGAACAAGGUAGUCGAGCUCUCGAAUGGAACACUCAUGCUGAAUUCGCGAUCCAGUGACGGUAGUGGAUAUCGUAAAGUCGCGUUGUCCAACGAUGGAGGCGAAACUUACUCGACCCCCAGGGUUGAGACUCAGUUGCCGGACCCGGGGUGCAAUGGGGCUAUUACGCAGAUGUACCCUGAUGCUGAGGAGGGGUCUGACCUGGCUAGAAUACUCCUCUUCACGAAUGCGAAUAGCCAGGAGUCGCGGGUAAAUGGGACCGUGAGGUAUUCGUGUGAUGAUGGGAACACCUGGUCUGCUGGCAAGGUAUUCAGCCCUGGAGCAACAAGCUAUUCAACAGUCACUGCACUGGACAACGACAUGUUCGGAAUAUUCUACGAGGCGUUGGAUAACGAGUUGGUCCUUCUUCGAGUGGAUGCGAACUGGCUGGGUGUUUCUUGUUGA
This is a messenger RNA of Aspergillus puulaauensis, 1272 nucleotides long. RefSeq names its product sialidase family protein. Gene Ontology annotation, molecular function: exo-alpha-sialidase activity. The record is from RefSeq and is a predicted model, not a curated record. The transcript has a single exon. NCBI's taxonomy places the organism in Eukaryota, Fungi, Ascomycota, Eurotiomycetes, Eurotiales, Aspergillaceae. Gene Ontology annotation, cellular component: cytoplasm; intracellular membrane-bounded organelle; membrane. Bases 1 to 1272 code for a protein of 423 amino acids. Gene Ontology annotation, biological process: ganglioside catabolic process; oligosaccharide catabolic process.